CACUCAACCACCAUGUUCCGCCUUACACGACCACUGGCGUCAUCGCUGAAACGGACAACGGGAAUAACAGGGCUUCUGGUACAUCCCAACCCCCUUCCCGAGCUCACGAAAACAUACGAGUCCACGCUUACCGUUCUCGCAUCCAUGCCGCAAACCUCCGUGUACCGUCAAGGAGCCGAGGCACUCACCCGGAACAAGCUCAAGAUCGUCCAGGAGAGCAAGGGGGACAUUGGAGCUGUCGAGAAGCAGUUGGACGAAGGACAGAUUGAGGAGUCACUCGAUAUCGCGGCUGAUGAGCUUCAGCUCGCAGGCAACAUGGUAAAAUGGAAAGCAUGGGAACCAUUGGCAGAAAAGGCAGAAGCUGGGCAGUGGGAGUACAUUCGGAUGUAAAAAGAUAAAAGUAUUCGCUGGAAGCAGGAUUUGAACCUACGCGGUG
This is a messenger RNA of Laccaria bicolor S238N-H82, 436 nucleotides long. RefSeq lists its product as uncharacterized. The record is from RefSeq and is a predicted model, not a curated record. Lineage: Eukaryota; Fungi; Basidiomycota; Agaricomycetes; Agaricales; Hydnangiaceae. The transcript has 2 exons. The coding region runs from base 13 to 390 and encodes 125 amino acids. Gene Ontology annotation, biological process: respiratory electron transport chain.